AUGUACCUCGAACGAGGCGGGCGGUUUCUGCCUACGUACCUUAUGAACCCACAGAUACCUGUCAAUACCUGGAAAGGCCUUGACGCGGGCACUCACGAAGAACAGAAGAGGCGAGAGUCUUCCCCAAAAGCUAGUCCCGCGAAUGGCAUAGGAUGUUCUCCGUCUUCAUCAAUGGGUGCUUUGUCAAGCACGCGGCACAUGUCACCCAACCCAUCCAAGUGCAUGGUGUACUAUCGGUCGGCGUCUCCUCAAUUCUUUGCGCUUCCGCUUGCAAGGCGCCUCAAUUGGGCGAGGUUCCUGGCCCAUGAAUUGAUGCCCGCUCAUCGAGUCACAGCCGGGCGGCAUUCGGUCGGCUCUUCAAUGCUGCUGACGCAGGGGUCUGUUCGUCCUGACAGUUCAGCUGUCGACUCCGGCAACUCUGCCUGUUUCCUUCAGCAACGUUCGCUGGGCGCAUCAUUCGACGUGGUCCGGACCUGCUCGGUUUCUGCUUGUGCCCGCCCGCCAGUCCUCCUCCGUCAUUUUCCAACCUUAGCCCGCGACCACUUUGCGUCAGCCACAAUUCUACCCGUCGACGGAAUGCGCAACAUUUUCCCACAAACUCAGCCCCAACCUGCGUCUUCACGCACCGCUCACGAGUCCAUCACCCAAUCAGCCGUGCCAGCCUUUGUCAAGAUGAGCAAACAAUUUUUCACCAUCGUUACCCCCGAGCGAUUGAAGAGUUUUUUCUUUUCAGCAUUGACAUUGGAUGCCGCAAUCUCACCUGUCGCAGUGUCGCAUGCACGGAAAAGUAGAAAUUCGGGGUGCAGAACGGGCGCGCCCCCGCGCGCCAUUGGUCUCGAUUCCCAAGUGUACGUGGCUCGGAACAACGCACCUAAGCUUCUCCAUGCGUUCAUGUUCUUCGCCCGCCUGCGUGUCAUGAUCAGCCGCAUCAUUCGCGAACCAUUCUCCAGUUCGCCAGAUUCGUUAGCGGCUGCCUCUCACGUGCCCAACGUCUGCCUAAUUGCCUUAUGCACCGACCAGCGGUUGAGUCGGAAAACAGGGCAAGUGCUGGCCUUACCGGACUUACGCGGCGUUUUGAGAUUGAUUUCGACGACUUGUUCGAUCAUGGACAUGCGAAGUUUGGCGGGUAUCACGCCAAAUUGGGAUGUAACGGGCCCAUUUGACGUGGAUCAUCUCAAGGAUAAUCCCACAAAGGCCAGGAUUGGUCCAAACGCCCCAAAUCCAGUUGUUACCUUUCCCAUGCCCAAAUUGCUCCAAUUCUCCAUUCGUUUCAAUAUGCAGAGCUUGAGAGUGAGAAAAUGCAUGUGCAGAACCUCGCGAAGAAAUCACCGCCGGUCCAUUGCCCGGGCUGCUUGGUUUGUUCCUACCGCCUCUCAGUCUCUGCAUUCCUGCCAAAAUGAGUCGCGACGCAUUGACCCAUCAGAUUUGCAGCUUCCUUCCUUCUUCAGCGUCAUUCAACCGCAUAUCAUUGGCGUCGAGAAAAAACUUAUAGACUCGGCCGAGUCUCCUCCACCGAACUUCGGAGCGGAGACGUGUCCGCUCCCGCGCACCACCAUCUCGAUCAGAGUCAAUCCACCACCACUGGCCGAUCCAAGGCACCGUUGCAUGUUGCAGCCACACACCGGGAAUGUGUGGUACCACAUGACUGGUUGGCACGUUGUUGAGAGGUUGCCCGACAGCGCCUCCGGAGCGGGCUGA
Colletotrichum lupini is the source of this 1698-nucleotide messenger RNA. RefSeq lists its product as uncharacterized. The record is from RefSeq and is a predicted model, not a curated record. The coding region runs from base 1 to 1698 and encodes 565 amino acids. Lineage: Eukaryota; Fungi; Ascomycota; Sordariomycetes; Glomerellales; Glomerellaceae. The transcript is spliced from 15 exons.